This is a messenger RNA of Trichoplax adhaerens, 702 nucleotides long. RefSeq lists its product as uncharacterized. The transcript is spliced from 5 exons. NCBI's taxonomy places the organism in Eukaryota, Metazoa, Placozoa, Uniplacotomia, Trichoplacea, Trichoplacidae. The coding region runs from base 1 to 702 and encodes 233 amino acids. The record is from RefSeq and is a predicted model, not a curated record.
AUGAAAAUAAUUGAGUCAGAUAUAUUCUUAUUAACGAUCAUUGGAUACUCGUGUUUAUGGACUGAGGCUCAUGAUCAUGCUUUUGAUCAUUUGCCGGAUCAAUUUUGCAACGCAAACGUGUUCGAAAAUCGGUUAUCUGAAUGCAUCCGCGAUAAAGUCACCAAAUUGCAAAAACGCUUAGGCCAAAUUGAAUGCGACUAUGGUUACGUAGAGCGUGUGACGUUCGGAAUUUCUGCCUUGCCAAGGGAGAUGGUAGCCCCCCAAAUUUAUUGGAACGUUGGCCUGUAUGAAGAAUUCUUGCGUAACAUCACCUAUAAUGUUGCUGCAACACUUUCAAAAAAUGGUAUACUAGAUAAAUUGGUAAAGAAAUCAGAAUCAUUUAGUCGAUCAAGGAAUUGCAAGCUUAAUGGCACAGAACUAAAGAGCGCUUUCUAUGAUUUUUACAUAGGUUUAAUCAAAUUUUUGUAUCCUUACCGAUGUCACGAAUAUAUUGCAAGGCGCCUAUUACACCAAUUUCAGCAUCACCAAACUGGAAAUUAUUGCUAUAAAUUGCAAUAUCAGAAUUCAAACGGUAAUGUGAUUAAUAAUGCCGACAACAGAUGCCCUGAUUUAAAGAAUACCUUGCUUUUAACAACAAACUAUGCGAAUUACUUGUUCAAUGAAUUGGAGGAGUUAAAAAAAUAUAAAAUUGGAAAAAUGUAG